AUGAAGGUAGACGUGACUAUAAUUAUGUUCUUAGAAAUACACGAAGUAGAAGUACAACUACAAGGCUCUUUAUUUUGCACCCCAUUUUUGUCGACAUCUUUUUUUCCCAAAAGUGGACGCUUUCGGAGUGCCUCGGCUGAGGGUCUCCAAAAGGCUGGGGCCCCUCCAGAGGUGUUCGCAGGGUCUUCGCCUCGGGACUGCUGUCGGGGGCGCUCCCUGCCUCGGGUCCCCAAUCCGGCAGCUUGGAUGGCUAGACAGGCCAUUCGCCAGCAGCCCCAUUGUCAGGUAGCCAAAACAAAAAAACCGAAUAAGGCUGCGCAACGAGGAAACUCCUGGUCUAGAAGGUAG
Molecule: messenger RNA, 348 nt
Organism: Amoebophrya sp. A25
Lineage: Eukaryota; Dinophyceae; Syndiniales; Amoebophryaceae
Source: the annotation of a GenBank genome assembly